CUUGAGUUCAAGCGUUUUCUAAAAUCUAAAUGUGAAAUAAAUUUACAAAAUGUCGAUAAAGUGGACUGGUAGUGUCAGUGAUUCCGGUAUAUUACGGAAAAGUGAGUUCAAGGAGAAGAAAGAAGAGCUUUUCGUGUUCGGCUACUCGUGCAAAUUGUUCAGGGACGAUGAAAAAGCCCUGCACAUUGAUCAAGGCAAACACCUCAUACCGUGGAUGGGGGAUGAAACGUUGAAAAUCGACAGGUAUGACGCCCGAGGCGCGCUGCAUGACGUGGCCUCGCUGGAGGCGCCGCCGGGCGGCUUCGACUGGCGCGUCGAGCUCACUCGGAACGAGCAGGAUGUGGAGCAGCUGUGCGAUGAGGAACGCUACCGAGCGCUGCAUACUGAUGAGGAUGAGGAGGAAAUGUAUAAAGAGGAAGAACUGAAGCGUCUCCACGCUGCUGGUUAUGGACAAGUCGGGUUCAACUAUGACACCACUCCAGCAGCAGCCCCGGCCCCAACUACGCCUAUAGAAGUUGAUGAGCCUUUCAUACCGACCCCGUCAUACAGGGCUCUGUUUGCUCCUGAUAUACUAUUGCCUGACUCCCUCAAGCAGAACACAAUAAUUGAGAAGACGGCGAACUUCAUCGCGUCCCAGGGCGCCCAGAUGGAGAUCCUGAUCAAGGCGAAGCAGGGUGACAACCCGCAGUUCCGGUUCCUGGACAUGGGGGCGCCGCUGCGGCCUUACUACCUCGCCCUGGUGGCGCUUGUGAAGGCCGGGAAGUGGCCGGAGAAGGCACCGGAAGUUGUUGAAGAAAAACAUCCUGAAACUGAUGAAUACCUGCAUCCCAGCUUGGCGUCAACUGUCAUUGAAUCUGCACCAUCCAUACCAAGCAUCCACUACCGCCCGUCCGCAGACUGUGACUACACGAUGCUGGUCUCCAAGAUGCGAGGAGAGGCGACCCUGGAUGACAACUACACUCCGGAGCUGGCCCCCGGGGAGGUGGCUCCCCCGGGCACUGAACCGCUGCCCCCGAGAGCCAGGCCUGUCAUAUCCAGGGCCCCAGUCAUGUACACCAGGGAACACGAGUCCCCCCCUCCCCCCCCGCCCGCGCCGCGCGCGCCCGGCGCGCCGCCCACGCGCCCCGUCGGCGCCAGGUCCACCGGCCUCAGCCUCAUGAAGAACUAUAACACUGACUCGGAUAGCGAUGCUUCAGAUUACGACUCAUCCUCAUCGGACAGUAAAGACAAACCCCUCAUCAUAACUCCGCCCGAGGACGUGCAAGUGGUGAUCGACAAGAUGGCCGCCUACGUCGCGCGAAAUGGCGACGAGUUUGCCGAGAUAGUGCGCGCCAAGAAUGACCCGAGGUUUACGUUUCUGGAGCCGGAUCACAUCUACCACCCGUAUUACAUGCGGCUGAUGCAGCAGAAGCGAGGCGGGGCGAAUGGGACAGGCAAAGAGGAGCCUAAGAGGACCACAGCACCAGUGUCAUUCUCAAUAAAGAAGCUAAAAGAGCCAGACCCGGUACUCCCAAAACCGGCGCUCCCCUACGAGUCCAGUUCCGACGAUGAAACCGAAAAAACCGACAACACCGAAAAACCGGAGUCCAAACCACAGACCCCCGUCAACCAGAUACCGCAGGCUGUGGUGUACAAGAUGGAGGCUCAGCGGCCGGCGCAGGAGCCUCCGAAGAUGCCAGUUAUUGAGAGGAAAGAGGACGGCAUGCAGCCGGUUCUAGUGCAGCCAGAGAGAGUGAUUUUUUUAUUUAUCCUUUGGGUUCAUUUUUUUUUUCAGAUAAUUCCGAAGCCAGAAAUACCACAGACAAGAAAAGAGAAAUCGUUAACACCAGAAAAGAAAAUAGAAAAGCCAAGGGACAGAGAUAGUCCAGUCAAAAGAGACAAGCGGAAACACAGCAAAGCGUCCAAACCGGAAAGUAGGGAGAGAAAGGAUCGGAGCGUGGACAAGGAAAGGAAAAGAGACAAAGAUAGUGGGAAGAAGAAUGAUGUCGCUGUCGAUGAAAUUAUAUCAUUGGAAGAUAAUGAUGAUGAUUUGAUUGAUUUGACUGGGGACUACUCUGAUACUAAAAUGGAGGUGGAGGGGUCAGAGCGGGAAAAGCAGCGUUCCCGCCGCGCGCGCGCCGCCGAGUUCCUGCGCCGCGUCGGCGUCGACCCCGCGCACCCCGCCGCCGCCGCCGCGCUGCCCGCCAGCUCGCUCGCCAGCGCCAUGGUGGACACGCUAGAAUCCCUUCGAAAGAAAAAAGAAGAGGAGGAAGAGAAACGACGACGCCGCGAGAAGAAACGACACCGCUCCAAAUAUGAUGAUGACGACGAAAAGGCACAUCGGAAGAAGCGCAGAAAAUAUAGAUCUUCUGAAGACAAUGAAGAAUCAGAUAUAGAUAGUUCUAAAAAGAAAAAGCGUAGAAGGGACAAGAAGGCCAAGAGCAAGAAGAAGAAAAAGCGAGAAGUAGAGGAAGAGGUAGUCCACGAACUACCCCCGAACAUCGACUUAUCCAACACUCUCAAAGUACUGCGCACCACUUCCCCUACUAAGGAACUAUGCCAAAAUCUAGAAACACAGACUCAGAGGCAAGCACCUGAUGAAGAACGGUACAGAAGGAGAAAGAACGAGUCCUCAAGCGAAGACGAACGGCAUAGAAGGAAAAAGAAGAUUGAGAAAGAGUCUUCUAGUGAUGAAGAAAAAGAUAAGAGGAAAGAAGGAGGCGAACAGAAGGAACAUAGAAGGAAAAAGAAGGAAGAUAGGGAGUAUAGUGAGGGGGAGUGGUCGAGCGAUAGCGAAGAGGACUCGGCCUCGAGUAUUAGUAGAGACAACUAGGUAUGGUACUGUAUAUUACUAGUAUAAAUAUUUGUAAGUUUACAAUAAAAGACAUAUUUCAUUCAAUUCGUGCUAACAUUACUUUUUAUGUCAAACUGUAAGAUACAGAACACUAUUGC
Cydia amplana is the source of this 2931-nucleotide messenger RNA. It is a transcript of the gene su(w[a]), whose product is annotated as protein suppressor of white apricot. Bases 50 to 2812 code for a protein of 920 amino acids. Gene Ontology annotation, molecular function: RNA binding. Gene Ontology annotation, biological process: mRNA 5'-splice site recognition; RNA processing. NCBI's taxonomy places the organism in Eukaryota, Metazoa, Arthropoda, Insecta, Lepidoptera, Tortricidae. The record is from RefSeq and is a predicted model, not a curated record. The transcript has 17 exons.